Messenger RNA from Petromyzon marinus (sea lamprey), 1823 nucleotides. It is a transcript of the gene NIT1, whose product is annotated as nitrilase 1. NCBI's taxonomy places the organism in Eukaryota, Metazoa, Chordata, Hyperoartia, Petromyzontiformes, Petromyzontidae. Gene Ontology annotation, molecular function: hydrolase activity, acting on carbon-nitrogen (but not peptide) bonds, in linear amides. The record is from RefSeq and is a predicted model, not a curated record.
CCACUCUCCCCAUCCCCGCCCUUGUUUUACGACGUCACGUGACGCGCCGAGAACUCGGUGAGACCCUCGCCGUGACUGCGAAACGGUCGCAGCGACUCGGCGUGACAGAAACCCAGGACACGGCGCGACACUGACUCGGCGUGACGCUCAUACAGCGUGACAGUGAGACAAGGCACAACACCCAGUGUCACCCGCACACCGACUCGACAGAGCCCCUGAAGCCGGAAUAACACAUCGUGCUGUACGUGCCUAUUUACCCAAGAGGGCUAAGAGUCAAAGGGCUUUUUUCAGGAGGGUGCUGCACUGGGGAUGUUUGACCAACAUCAGUGGCAUCAUUAAGGAGGUUUAGUUGCCAUUCGCUAUAGGGACCCGCGCCGUCGCAGUGACGGCGGCUCUGGCCCUGACCCCGCGUGGCCAUGCGCCCCCCGCGCCUCUGGGCCCAGAUCGUGGCUCUGCUGAACCCCGGGACUCUCGAGACCCCUGGGAUCCGGUGCAUGGGCCCGAGGCCACGAAGGGAUGAGGGAGGGAGGAGAGGCGCUCACACAGUUCCCAGGCGAGUGCAGAGGGAGCAACCCGAAAGGAGGCAAAAUGGAUAGGGAGAGAGCCUCUCAAGCCAAGGGGACCCCAGACGGAACCCCUGAAGGACCCCCACUCGUGGCUGUGUGUCAACUGACCAGCACGGACGAUGUGGACACGAAUCUGAGAGAGUGUGAGGAUCUGGUUUGUCGUGCAUCUGUGAGAGGCGCACGUGCCGUGUUUCUUCCCGAGGCGAGCGACUUCCUCUGUGGGAGUGGAUCACAAGCUUCAGGCCUCACUCAGGGUCUGGACGGACCCAUCGUGCAGGCCUUCAGAGACAUGGCUAGGCGGCAUGGCGUGUGGCUGUCUGUGGGUGUGCAUGAGCGGGGCCCCACGUGGAGUGAGGAUGGUCGCGUUUACAACUCACACCUCCUGCUCGACGAGCAUGGAGAGGUGCGGGCCGUGUACAGGAAGACGCACCUGUUUGACGUGGACCUCCCUGGGGUUGUGCGACUAAAGGAAAGUGACUACACGCUGCCCGGACCCUGCAUCGCCCCACCAACAGCUACACCCAUCGGCAUGGUGGGGCUGGGGAUCUGCUAUGACGUCCGGUUCCCCGAGUUCUCCCAGCGACUGCGUCAGAGCGGAGCCGAAGUGCUGACCUACCCGUCCGCCUUCACUCUCACCACGGGCAUGGCACACUGGGAGCCACUCCUGCGAGCCCGUGCCAUUGAGACCCAGUGCUAUGUCGUGGCUGCUGCUCAAGCCGGGCGCCACAGCACUCCCCGCGGAAGCGCACCCGCACCACGGGUGUCGUUUGGCCACGGCGUCGUGGUUGACCCGUGGGGCUGCGUGGUGGCACAAUGCGGCCACGGCAACUCCUUGGCGCUGGCAGAGGUGGACACAGGCCUAGUGCGGAACGUGCGGUCAUCCAUGCCUGUGCAUGAGCACAGACGCCACGACCUGUACUGAUGACUCAUCGCAGUGCACUUCACCACAAUGCUCCGCCCCCUCAGGAUUGCGGCCCAGUCCCCCAGCGCGUGGGCGGGACCGGCGCGGUGGUGGUGGCGGCUCGCGAGCUGUUGGAGGCUCUGCGGCUCCACAAGAAGGCCAUCAAUUUGUAACUUAGACGCAUACAGCUCUAGGGAUUUAAUCGGCAUCUCCAGUGAUUGCUCAUGAUGGACUCGAUUACAGAUCCAACUGCUGCAUUGAGGAAUGUAGCGCAAUCUUGCAAAUGAUUUAUGGUGAUGUUAUAUUGAUGAUAACAAUUGGGAUGUUUAAUAAAAAUGAUUUAUCCAGUCUCAAGA